Messenger RNA from Hippoglossus stenolepis (Pacific halibut), 2371 nucleotides. It is a transcript of the gene rab15, whose product is annotated as RAB15, member RAS oncogene family. Gene Ontology annotation, biological process: Rab protein signal transduction. The transcript is spliced from 7 exons. The coding region runs from base 244 to 885 and encodes 213 amino acids. NCBI's taxonomy places the organism in Eukaryota, Metazoa, Chordata, Actinopteri, Pleuronectiformes, Pleuronectidae. Gene Ontology annotation, molecular function: GTP binding; GTPase activity. The record is from RefSeq and is a predicted model, not a curated record.
GUCCGCUGGCCCACCGCACCCACUGGAGGCUGGAUGCUGCCCGUGAAGCUGCUGGAGCAUCUUCCCUCAUCUGUUCCCCAACGACCCGCUCCCGCUCCAGGGAACAACACCGAGGCAGAGCCGGGGCAGACAUGGGCUGCAGGCGGGGAGGGAGCCUCCAUCCGUCGCUGAGUUAGCUCUUGAUUCACCCUUUGUGUUAUAAAUCCAGCAGCACAGACGCACACAGACGCACACAGACGCACCAUGGCCAAACAGUACGAUGUGCUGUUCCGACUCCUGCUGCUCGGAGACUCCGGGGUCGGGAAAACAUGUUUGUUGUGCAGAUUCACGGACAACGAGUUUCACCCGUCCCACAUCUCCACCAUCGGCGUCGACUUCAAAAUGAAGACACUACUAAUAGAUGGUAUCAAAGUGCGGGCACAGAUAUGGGACACUGCCGGUCAGGAGAGAUACCAGACCAUCACCAAGCAGUACUACAGACGAGCACAGGGAAUCUUUCUGGUGUACGAUAUCACGAGUGAGCGAUCCUUCCAGCACAUCAUGAAAUGGGCCAGUGACGUGGACGAGUACGCUCCUGAAAAGGUCCAGAAGAUCCUCGUAGCGAACAAGUCGGACGAGGUGGACAAACGGCAGGUGGCCACGGAGCAAGGCAUCAAGUUGGCCAAGGCUUAUGGAAUGGACUUCUUUGAGACAAGUGCCUUCACCAACCACAACAUAGCAGAGUCUUUCACCAGAUUGGCUGAACAGGUGCUGGCGGCCAAUAAGAAGGACCUGGAUCUUCUCCGGAUGUCGGAUAAUGACGAGCUGGACCUUACCGCUCUGGAGGAAGAGGAGGGACUCUGCGGCGGCGCGGCGGACGACCAACGCAAAGGCUGCUGGUGUUAAAGUGACCGUGUGGACAGCGUGAUUGUUUUUUUUGUUUUUUGGGUUGAAUAUACGUCAUCGCCACACACUUUGGACACUCCUGGAAAAAAAAUGUCCUUUGGUAAUUGGCUUCUGUAGGUCCCUCUGUUUGCCGCAGCGUCAGGUUCAAGGACAAACAUUUUGCCACAUGGUGCCAAGUGUGUGGUGAAUCAACCAAGUGAAGGUCCAAAUGUCCAGGUUUCCACUCGGUGGCUCCGAAAUUUUCAUUUUGUUUCAGAAGCACCAGUUCCUGCUCAGUUCCGUUCAGCGUAUAUCUUUGAUGUAACCAAAUACAAUCUCUGUCCAGUAAAAAAAAAAAAAAAUCAGCGGCAAACAUACAAAACGUCCUGAAGAGCUGCAAAACCACGUCUCCAUCAUCUUUUCUUCAGACUUUACACGGAUGUAUAGAGGAUGUAUAGAGGAUAGGGAACGACUUGAAACUUCACCACUGACUUGAAAUCAUCUUUCUCAAUUCUCUCUUCUUCGAUAUGCCUUGCAAACCAACAGAGAGAUUGAUUCUCCGGCCCCUUUUAGCGUUUCUCCCCCUCAUAGCCUUCCCACCAACCGAAUGCAGUAGAUGUAGUGUAAGGAAACUACCACAAGAGGGUGCUACGUUAAUUGCAGAAAUUGCUCCGUGCUCAGUGUGACGUUAUACCAGUGCACUGAUUCUUCUUCUCUCAUGUUUCUGACCUCGGUUACACUUGAAGGGAAGGGGUUAUUAACAUAUGCAGCCAUUGUAUUGUUUUGCAUGAUGUCGACAUCUUGAUGUUGGGGACACGGGCGGGAGAAGUAUUUCAUUUCUCUGUAGCAAAACUGAGGAUCAUCUUUUUUGUUUAUAGUCUCAGAAAAUAUAGGUGCACAUCACUGCAUUGUACAUACCAGGUUUUCCACAGCAUUGUAGAUGAGGAUGCAUCAUUAAUUUGAUAUAUUACCAUUAGAGGGCUGUAUUUAAAAACCCUGCAGUGGUAUUCUAGAUUGGUUUUGAGAUAUUCCCUCUGUUAAUAUAAUAAUGUCUUGGUCAUUCUGUCCUCGCUGUGUUGUACAGAGUCCAGUGGAGAUGCCAUUUCUCUUCUCUCCCCCCCCCCAGAUUUAACAAAGGGACAAGUGAGAGUUCUGCAUGUGAUUCAAUCGUCUUUCCUUUCUGUUAUUGCAACUUCAGUGAAGUUAAUAAUCAGCCGGCCACAUCGCAAAGCAGAGCAUUUGACCAGAGUUGCCUGUCGGAGACUUGCACCCACAAGGAACCAAUCGUAGGAAAAACUUUGGCUUCUUUUUGCAAUGAAAUGCAACUCGAAAACAACAGUUUGAUGUGAAAUGACUGGACUGGAUGCACAAUCUGUGGUUUUCAAGAACUUCUUUACCCUCUUCUCUUUUAGACUAAUUGUAUUUGUGCAGAUAUAUUACAUGCAACAUGUUAUUCCUGGAGAAAAGAUGUCAGAUGUUUAUGAAUAAAUACUUCUGUAAUAUAUGA